AUGUUGCUUUGGUGGACAACAUCGUCCAUCAUUGCUAUCAGUUUGGCAUUCUUACUCUUAUUCCGCAAUUCAUUACCGUUCGCAUGGACAAUUCGAAUGAUGGCGCCUUUUUGGCGCUUACGGUUUCGUGAUUUCCGUUCACGUUAUCUACGCAGAUCUGAUUCAAAUCAAAAACAACGUAUACCUUCAGCACAAGGAUGCGAUCCAUUCGAAGAUCAAUUCACCGUUAAACGUCGUGCAACGUUGGACGAAUGCGAUUUUAUGGGUCAUCUCAGUAAUAGCGCUUACCCUAAAAAUCUCGAUCUUGCUAGGAUGCAAUAUAGUGUGAAUCGUUUGGCCGAUUUUAUCCUAGACGGAGGUUGGGUUGCACUGGGAUCAACGUCUUUCAUUUUUCACAACGAGAUUCCAAUCUUGGCAAAAUAUAAGAUUGUUUCCCGUAUCGAAAGUUGGGAUGAUAAAUGGCUCUUUUUACGCAAUGAAUUUCGAGGAAAGAAUAGAAAAGGUGAAAAUAUUCUCUAUUGCACAUCUAUCACAAAGCAUUGUUUUAAGUUUGGACGUAAAACAAUUCCGCCUUGGUUCGUUUUAGCUUAUUGCGGAUAUUCGAGCACAAGUGAAGCAACAUUGAUCAAGACGAACGCCACUAGAUCACGAGAAUUAAGGCAUUCUUUGCAAGAUGACGCAGGAAAAAAGACCGUCAAUCCUUUACAAGCUUUUCAAAAGAUUACACCUGCUAGUAUCCAUAAAGCACCAAGUUGGUGUUCACCUGAUGUUUGGGACGUGGCCGGUUGGGAUCAUCAACGUAAAGCUCGACUGAGCGGAUUGACUGAGUAUUUCUUUUGA
Messenger RNA from Meira miltonrushii, 840 nucleotides. RefSeq lists its product as uncharacterized. The transcript has a single exon. The coding region runs from base 1 to 840 and encodes 279 amino acids. NCBI's taxonomy places the organism in Eukaryota, Fungi, Basidiomycota, Exobasidiomycetes, Exobasidiales, Brachybasidiaceae. The record is from RefSeq and is a predicted model, not a curated record.